ACAUUUACUUCUUCUCAAAUGUAUUUCCGACUUACCGUAUUGCGAUUUAUUUACAUGGCGAUCACCUUGUCUUGAAAAUGUUCAACAAGAAACCGCGAAGAAACUUCAGGCAAAGGAAAGGAAAAUCGAGCGAUGAAGAUGAACACAAGAGCGGAGAGGAUGAUGGAAGUAAAACACAAGCUACCGCUUCUAGCAUAAAGCCCGCCAAGUUGCCGCAGAAUCGGGGGAUCUCAUGCAGUUCCAAGCGGGAGGCGAUGUCACCCAAGUCGGACUCGAGUGGUGCUGAAGACGCGGUAGAAUAUGGUACUAGUGGGCUGUUCGUUGGCACUAGACCGCCUAACAGUAAAGAGGAAAAGGAUGGACGGAAGAAGAAAGGAAACGUGCUCAGCUUCUCUAAUGAGAAAGAAGGAUCUGAGUUCAAACUAAAGAAAUCGUCAGAUAAAGCUGUGGUCUUCCAAGCCAGGAGAAAGGAGGCUUCCCCUGCAAAGACCUCCCGGCCUACUGCCAGGAAAGAUGUGACUGUGGUUGCGUCCCGGAAAGAGAGGUCCGGUAGCAAUGUGUCCGGAGAAGAACUGUCAUCAGAGAGUGACGGAGAGGGAGACGCCAAGUCAACCACAUCCAGCUCUGCCUCCUCCAUGUCCUCCACAUCCUCCAAGUCCUCCACUCAGAAACAGAAACCAGGUCAAAUCGCAAGAAGGAUCCAGGCGGCCAGAAGGCAGCGUCAGGCGGCCAGAGCCCAGAAAGACUAUAUCUCCCUGGGGAGAGACGGGGAGUGCUCCCCCCGGACCCCAGACCAGGACCUGGAGGAACGCACUGACGAGGAUUAUGAUGAUGAUGAUGAGCCAGACGACCAUGAACGCAGGAUUGAGUUUGCCCCGCGGUCCAAAACCAUCAGGGAGAGGAUAGCAGAGAAGAUGGGAGGUAGUGGUGCUAGUCAGUCUGACGACCAGGAGAGCGAGGACAACAACCUCUGGGAGGAGCAACAGAUUGGAAAGGGAGUCAAGAGACACCCUGGGGAACAGAGUCCAUCAGGCAGUGAGGGCAGUGGCUCUGUGAGGAGCAGUAGUAGUAGACGGAAACAGAGAGUCAACAUCCCAGAGUGUCUGCCUCUCAUCAGCCUCAGCGUGGUGAAGAAGAGGAUCACUGGGAAACUGUGUGAUCUACGGGAGGUCCACAGGGCUCAUGAGGCAGACCUGAGGAGGAUGGAGGUGGACAUGGACAGCUCUAGAACCUCUCUGGAGAACCUGGAGAGCUGUUCCUCCGACCGCCAGCUUCAGUUCUACCGGGCCACCAACGCCUACAUUCAGAACCUGGUGGAAUGUCUCAGAGAGAAGGUGGUAGAGAUCAACAGUGUGGAAGUGGACAUGCACACUCUUCUGUCUGACCAGGCGGAGGUACUGUUGUCACGGAGACGAGAGGCCAUACGGCAGGAGUCAUCUAGCCUACAGCAGCUCAGCUAUGCCACUGAUCCACAAAGUGAAGGAGACUCCGGGGAAAGCGGGAAUGAAAAAACAAAUAAGAGUGAGUCAGGAGAGCCAGGUGAGGAAGACUAUGGUAGCCUGAUGGCCGACAGCGAACCUUCCCCUGAGGAAGAGGCAGAACUGCAGAGGGAGAGAGCGGAGAUCCUGAGCAGGUCCCAGGAUGUGUUCUGUGACGUGCAGGAGGACUUCUGGGAGGUGAAGAAGGUUCUGUCUCGCUUCAACGAGUGGAGAGUAGCCUUCUCCGAGUCCUACCACUCAGCCUACAUCAGCCUCUGUCUGCCCAAACUACUCAACCCACUCAUCAGACACCAACUUUUAGGCUGGAACCCCCUACAGGCUGCAGGAGAGGACUUUGAGGCUCUGCCGUGGUUCUCUGCUGUAGAGACGUUCUGUCACGGACUGGGUUACCAGGAGGCAGAUCACACUGACAGGAAAACACUGCCUGCUAUCAUAGAGAAGACUCUCCUGACCAAAAUACAAGGUUUUGUGGAGUUGGUGUGGGACCCUCUGUCCAGCCGUCAGUCUCUGUGUCUGUCUGAGCUGUGUCGCAGACUGCAGGAUGACUACUCUCUGUUUGAGGGAGAGCAGAGCAAACCGGUCAAGGCGUUUGUUGAAGCAGUGAUUGGUAGAUUGAGGAGUUCCGUGGAUGAUGACAUCUUCAUCCCUCUGUACCCUAAGAAGUUUUUAGAAGACAAGUCCUCUCCACAGAGGAGGUUCAGAGACCAGCAGUUCUGGACAGCUGUGAAGCUCCUAGGUAACGUAGGCCAGUGGGAUGGGUUGAUACCUGAACAUGUUCUGAUGGAGCUAAUGUUGGACAAACUCCUGAACCGCUACCUGAUGUUGACGCUACUCAACGAGACCCACUCGCAUGACUCUGUCCACACAUGUAAAAAGGUUGCGGUGUGUUUUCCUAAGUCCUGGUUUAAAGACUUGAGCUCCUGUCCCUCUCAGCUGAAGUCCUUCAGUGACCACCUCCUCCAGACUGCCCAUUCAGUCUGCAAACAGCAGCCUGAUCACCCCAACACACGGGCUGUGGUGAGCGAUGUGCUGACUGUUUUGGGAAGCAUCCAGGCCUGGGACAAGGUAGAGACGAUAUCGGACAAAUACCAUUACCAAGACCUGGUGGACACACUCAACCUGUCCUAGUGUGUCCUACUGUGUCAACCAUACAUCAUGUAAUAUCUGUUGUAAUUGUGUGUAUUACACAACUUUAUUUGUACGUUUUUUUAUAAAUAAAUAAAUAUUUGAGCUCUGUUAAA
Salvelinus sp. IW2-2015 is the source of this 2740-nucleotide messenger RNA. Lineage: Eukaryota; Metazoa; Chordata; Actinopteri; Salmoniformes; Salmonidae. The record is from RefSeq and is a predicted model, not a curated record.